GAGACCGGAUAUAGUGAAUGCAGGGGUCCAGGGAGACCAGAUAUAGUGAAUGCAGGGUCCUGGGAGACCAGAUAUAGUGAAUGCAGGGUCCGGGGGAGACCAGAUAUAGUGAAUGCAGGGUCCGGGGAGACCAGAUAUAGUGAAUGCAGGGUCCGGGGAGACCAGAUAUAGUGAAUGCAGGGUCCGGGGAGAGACCAGAUAUAGUGAAUGCAGGGUCCGGGGGAGACCAGAUAUAGUGAAUGCAGGGUCCGGGGGAGACCAGAUAUAGUGAAUGCAGGGUCCGGGGGAGACCAGAUAUAGUGAAUGCAGGGUCCGGGGAGACCAGAUAUAGUGAAUGCAGGGUCUGGGGGAGACCAGAUAUAGUGAAUGCAGGGUCCGGGCAGA
Molecule: messenger RNA, 384 nt
Organism: Staurois parvus
Lineage: Eukaryota; Metazoa; Chordata; Amphibia; Anura; Ranidae
Source: the annotation of a GenBank genome assembly